GCUGCUCACUCAAAACAAGCAGGAUGUGUUUGAACGGGACGCAGAGGAGAAGCGCACGGUUACCUAAUGGAAGUGAACGAAGGGUCCGCGCUCGGCGAGCUGUGUGAACUGUCCAGUCCCUUCAGCUUCUGCGGCUAGAAGCCGCCAAACACCUGAGCAGUAGUUCUCUUGGAGGAAUGUUACGCCAUGAAGGAUCCCUUCAGGCCAGAGAGAGAAAAGUUUCUGGUUUUAGGAUCCAGGUGCUGUGUGUGCAGUAAGACGGUGUGUGUGGGAACGGACUGCAGUGUGUUCUACACCAAGCACUUUUAUGUGCGGGAUCACCGCCAUCAGUUUCUAGAACAGGUUCAGAAUGAGAUGCUGAGCAAAAAGAGUGUCCAGAAGACGUCCUCUUCACGAUGCUAGAAUGAUUUAGUCAGGUGAGUCUGUUGUGAGGAUGCAAACACUACCGCUGCACCAGACCUGCCUCCUUCCGGCCCUAAGUUGAGGCUGACUAAACCCGAGUUGGUUGCAAAAACCACAGUGGGUGGAGCUGACCAGACCAAGGACGGCGCAGUGGUGGAGCUGGAGGACCAGACCAGAGAGAUGAGGGAGCAGUGGAACCAAAGUGGAUUGGCUGAGCAGACCGACGAUGGAGCUGCUGACUGGAUGGAGGAGCAUGUGGCUGAUCGAGUGGAGCGCAGAGUGGAAUGGCAAACAAAGUGAUCAGACAACAGUGAAGAGGAGAGUGAUGACAGCACCCAAAGGAGGGGGACCAUGGCCUAGAUUACUUAAAUAUGGGCUUGUUUUCCUGGGAAUAUAGCGUUGAGUGCAUGGUCAGAUUUAACACAUUUCAUCCAGAAGCAGGAACUCACAUCAAUACACUUUACGUUAUCAACAAUUACACACAACUUCAACGAGCAAUAAACACAAGUGAUUUUUUUCCUAAGGCAUCAUGGAGUUUUACUGGCCAUCAUUUCAUCCACUAGAUGGCGGUAAAACCAUGUGUCUUUCACACUGCAGCGACUUUUCCUUCAAUGAAUCCAAUGGACACAAACACUCCACAAAACAAAAAAUUGUCCAUAUGCCAAAGAUGACAUUUCGAUAAUCACAAACACAAAUUAUAACUUUUGGCCAAUUGACUUCACAACACUGCUGUAGCUCAGUCACUGGUUCACAAGUCUGUGUUAUCAAUUCACUCUUUAUAAUACACAAUGAUUUCUACAGAUCAGUGUAUAUCACAUUCUUUACAUGCAUUGCUGGAGACUGGAGCAGUACAGAGGACAAAGCAGUGAACAAUGUGUGACUGUGAUUUCCUCAGAGCUCAAACCAACACGAUUCAGCUGUGACACUACAACGUACACACACACAGAUAAAGAGAGAUGCUCUUGAAAAGGAAGUCUAAAGGUGGUGCUGGAAUAUCUCAGCUACUUAUUACUGGCAAUGCCAAAGUCUGCCACAGAUAAGCUGCCUGCCAACUAUGAGCUCAGACUUGGCAGAGAUCACAGAGGUUCAGCAAGUGUCCCGUGUUCCCGUCAGACUCCGUCACACCGUAUUGUGCAUUACAGCUUUAUGACAUGGUCAUCAAAUGUUGAUGAUGACCUGCAGCUGUGUUGCCAGAUCAUCAUCAACAUCUCAUACUUAGCAAAAGAUUUACACAAAGCUUUUCGACCUUUUUCACUCCAAGGCCCUCG
Messenger RNA from Cyprinus carpio (common carp), 1670 nucleotides. Its product is annotated as cysteine-rich DPF motif domain-containing protein 1. NCBI's taxonomy places the organism in Eukaryota, Metazoa, Chordata, Actinopteri, Cypriniformes, Cyprinidae. The record is from RefSeq and is a predicted model, not a curated record.